This is a messenger RNA of Macrosiphum euphorbiae (potato aphid), 504 nucleotides long. The record is from the annotation of a GenBank genome assembly. Lineage: Eukaryota; Metazoa; Arthropoda; Insecta; Hemiptera; Aphididae.
AUGGACAAACUUACUGUUAUAUCGGGGACUUUGUUCUUAUUGGCUGAUGUAUUUGCAAUUGUCAGUUUGGCGAUGCCUGACUGGAUCAUAACCGAUGUAGGAGGUGAUACCAGAUUGGGUUUGAUGUGGACGUGUAUGACCCUCUUUAACAGACCACAAGUGUGUUUCACUCCUGAUCUGAGACUCGAAUGGUUAUUGGCUUUAGUCAGUAUUUUCAUUGGGUGUAUAUGUAUAACUACCACCAUAAUUUUGCUGGCCUCUUCACAUUGGGACCGAAAUGUUAUACCAUAUGCACGUUGGGUAGGAUUUACUGCCAUGGUACUAUUUUGUUUUGCUGCCGUUGUGUUUCCCAUGGGUUUCCAUAUACCAGAGAUUGGCGGUCAACCAUAUCAACUACCAAAUAGUCAUCAAGUUGGCAUUUCAUAUAUUUUAUUUGUGUUGUCACUCUGGGUGACUGUAAUAUCUGAGUUAUUUGCUGGGAAAGUAUGUUUACCCCAUUUUUAA